AUGUCAAAACUUGCUGAAAUAAGACUUUUAUACGAGACUAAAGUAAACAAGAUAGUUCCACAUCCAAUUUUUGAUUCUCGAGAUUUACCUAAAGUUAAAAGUGAUAUUUAUUUAUACCGGGUCUUAGAACACAGUCAAAAUAAUGUACAACAAGCCGCCGAUAUGCUGUACAACAUAAUGGAAUGGAGAAAAACCAAUAAUGUUAAUGAUAUAAGUGAAGCUAAUGUUGAUUUAGAUAUUCUGAAAGAUGGCUUAUACUUCACUCGUGGACGAGAUAUAGACAGCUGCUUACUGUUUAUUAUGAAUUCCAAAGCUUAUAUUAAAAAUCACAGGGACCUUGAAGGGGUGAAAAAAGUUUUUAUAUACUGGCUAGAACGCCUUGAAAGGGAAGAGGGUGGGAAGAAAGUCACGUUAUUUUUUGAUAUGGAUGGAUGUGGCAUAAAUAAUAUGAACUUACACUUAUUUAGCUACAUGAUUAAUGUUCUUAAAUGUUACUAUCCAAAUUUUAUUAACUAUAUAAUAAUUUUCCAAAUGCCGUGGAUAUUAUCUGCAGGCUUUAGAAUUGUUAAGGAGAUGCUGCCAGCACCUGCUAUUGAAAGAUUAAGAAUAAUAAACAAGGAUAAAUUAAAAGAUUUAAUUGCUCCUGAACAGGCCUUAGUAAGUUGGGGGGGAAAGGAUAACUAUAAAUUUGAAUUUGUGCCUGAAAAUCGAAAUAUUGGUACAGUCAUAAUUGAGGAAGAUGAUAAUUAUUCUCUUGGUGAAAUGUUAAGAAUAAAACCGCCUAAAGUUUUGCUAUUUGAAACUAUAGGUCAUAAAAUUUCAUCACAACUUAUAAUAACAAAUAUGGAGGAAGGUAUUAUUGCGUUUAAAAUACGUACUACAGCCCCAGAAAGAUACACAGUCUGUCCAAAGCAAGGCAUUUUACCUAAACGUAUUUCUAAGAGUAUAGAUAUUAUAGUUCUACCAGGGUUCGACUUAAGUUCUGUAGAGAAAGAUAGAUUUUUAAUUUUAUCAGUUAAUGUGCCAAAAUUGGAUAUGCCACAAACAGAAUUGAGACAAAUUUGGAAAAGUGCUGGAAGCAGCAGCAUUGAUGAAUACAGGCUUACUUGUGCUGUGAAAGUACAAAACAUGAGUGUAAAGAAUGUUGAAACAAAUUCAUUAAAUGAAAUAAAUAGUAGCAUGGAUAAUGAGUAUAAUAGGAUUCAAAAUAAUCUUAACUCAUUUAAUAAAUAUCAAAUUCUUAUUAUUAUUAUAAUGUCAGUUUCAAUAUUUAUUAAUAUUAUUAUCUGGAUGAAUAUUGGCAAAAAAUGUACCAGACCGUAG
Messenger RNA from Pieris macdunnoughi, 1323 nucleotides. The record is from the annotation of a GenBank genome assembly. Lineage: Eukaryota; Metazoa; Arthropoda; Insecta; Lepidoptera; Pieridae.